Messenger RNA from Hyalella azteca, 1662 nucleotides. RefSeq names its product latent-transforming growth factor beta-binding protein 2. Gene Ontology annotation, cellular component: extracellular region. The coding region runs from base 87 to 1064 and encodes 325 amino acids. Lineage: Eukaryota; Metazoa; Arthropoda; Malacostraca; Amphipoda; Hyalellidae. The record is from RefSeq and is a predicted model, not a curated record. The transcript is spliced from 6 exons. Gene Ontology annotation, molecular function: chitin binding.
GCACGACAGCAACAUUACUGAACAGAUAUUCAGUUGAUGAGCAAAUUUGUUUGUGAAUUGGACUGGUAGACGAGGACAACUUCAGAAUGCAUCGAGACAUUGCAAUGGUGUUGCUGAUGGCUGCGGUAGCGGUCAGAGGUCUUCCCGAGAUAACUAAUCCAGAUCUGUGCAUCGGGAUUGAUGUUGGGGACUAUCGCUGCGGCAGUUGCCUGCAACCUAUUAGGUGUGGAGCAUCUGGACUAAUCACUGAACAGAAUACAUGCCCCCCGGGCACGGUGUGUGAGGAGAUCACUCGAGGCACAGUAGCAUGCGUUCCCAUGCCAUCGGCCACAUUCUGCCAGUGCACCAGCGACAUAUGCGACCCGUAUGAGCCCAGCUUCACAGCCAAGUGCGAUGCCAGCGGCGUGACGGAUAUUGUACAGUGUCCGGCAACUGGAGCAUGUGCUGGGAACGGCAAUUGUAUCGAUUGUGCAGAGAUCCCAGGGGGCCCUGUAUAUAUCUUCCGUGACCCGGAAUGCAGCUCCUUAUACAGCUGUACUAACGGAAUAUACUCAGGAGUCACAAGCUGUGCAGAGGGCGAGUACGUGUCAAAAGAUGGCUCCUGUUCCCCAGCGCCGCCCACGCCUUGUGCAGCUGCUGAUAGAUGCACAGGUGGACUCUGUCCUGACUUGACUGACUGCACACGGUACUACAUCUGUGAUCCAAAUCAGGUGCCGCCGGCAACCGGACCUAUUUCUUGUCCAUCAAACCAGUACUUCAACCCCGCCACGUUGUUAUGCGAGUCCACAUCCGUUAAUUGUGACCCAUGGACUCAAUGUGAUUUCACAACAACAGUUCCGACUUGUCCAAAACCUGAAGAUUGCAAUGCAAGCACCGUUGGAAAUUCUCCGUAUGGACCGUGUGAUUCACGUUACUGUGCGUGUCGCGAGGUCAGCAGCGGCAGCUACGAUGUGGUGGAGAUGGAGUGCCCAGGCGACUAUGUAUUCAGCACCAACCCCAACUACCCCUACUGCGUCGACCCCAGCGGAGAGCCCACCUGCUUUACCCACGUUGCUGAACACUAACACUACAACUCAACGGUCUGGUGUUCAGCACCAACGCCAACUACCCCAGCUGCAUCGACCCUAGAACUAAUGAUACUUGCUGGUUCACCACGAAACAUCGCUAGUUUGCUUCAAAAACUUCUUAUAGAAGCGAACGCCUUAAGUUAAAAAGUCAUCUCGAUUUUCAUUGUCCCUUGAUUUUACUAAAUUUUGUAUAAAAAUGUAGUAUUGUAUUGUAUCGACUGAUAAAUAAUUUAAAGAAAUAUGGCGGCUCGGUUACAAUGCUUUUACAGUUAGAGGGAAAUUUCAACUGUUUGGAUUCAUAACCUAAAUUCAGAAAAUAAAAUAGAUGAAUAAAAAAGUCCUGGCAAAAGAUGGUACGCAUUUAAUCCAACGGUAAAUUGAAACUUGGAAUUGGGGUGAUAUCAGCUUUGGAAUGCGGCCGUAGAUGUAGAAAUUCCAUCGUCUAACUAUUGAGAUCGUGUAAAAAUAUCAAUCAGAGAAUCCUUCAUUACAGGAUUUCAGGUAUUUUCAUAAAUCUAUCCUCAGCUCUCUAUAAUAUUCUCUCAAUUUAUCAUCCAAUUACCAUUUUGAAUUCUCGCAAUAUAUAUGUUAUUAA